UUUUCAUGCAUUACCGCAGUCACUCGUGCCAGAAUAUGGAAGUAUUCCAAGCUUUCUUGUUGAUGCCUGUGAAUAUUUAGAAGAACAUAUUCAUACUGAAGGACUCUUCAGGAAGUCUGGAUCUCUUGUUCGCUUAAAAGCACUGAAGAGUAAACUGGAUCAAGGUGAAAGCUGCCUCUCGACUGCGUUGCCAUGUGAUGUUGCAGGGCUUCUUAAGCAGUUCUUUAGAGAGCUACCAGAACCCAUCCUCCCAACUUACCUGCAGGAAGGUCUCUUCAAAGCUCAGCAGCUAGGAAGUGAGAAGAAAACUGCCACUGUGCUGCUCUCGUGUUUAAUGGCUGACAGAACAAUUGAAGCUUUGCGGUAUUUUUUCAGCUUUCUGAGAACUGUGUCCCUAAGAUGCCACGAAAACAGAAUGGAUAGCAGCAAUCUGGCAGUGAUAUUUGCUCCAAACUUGUUGCACUCAAGUGAAAAUGAAAAGAUGACAGUCAAUACAGAAAAAAAAAUUCGCUUGCAAGCUGCUGUUGUGCAAACACUUAUUGAUCAUGCAAAAGAAAUUGGACAAGUACCAGAAUUUAUCUCGGAGAAAAUUCCUGCAAUGUUGGGUAUUGAUGCUGUUCAGUCUACUCCCGCACUGGGGGGCCAUGAGGAUGGUGAAAGUGAAUCUUCUAGCGAAUGUAAAAGGAGGAGACAACGAAGUGUUGGAGUCCUUUCGUCGGUGACUCCAGUGGUUCUUACUCCCAGUACCAAACGUAAGCUUCCAUCGGAUUGCUCUCAGGGCUUGUCUAGCAAGAAGAGGCGCUCAUUUAAGCAUAGCUUUGCUUUUGAGUUGUUACCAAGUAGCAUUUUUAACAGCAGCUCAACACCAGCAUCAGUUCAGUUUGAUGCAAGUCCUUGUGUUUCUCUUGAAUCGUCUCAAAACUCGCUCUCUCCUUCAACUGUUGGUGAGAAUCAUCUGCCCAGUACAGGAAACAGAAGAACUAAAAGACAUGCAAGCAGUAAACUGUACAGGGCUGAAUCAGGAAAAACAGGUUGCUUUUCUCCAAAGAUUAGCCGAAAAGAAAUGGUUCGUAGGUCCUUACGCCUUAAGUUUGGUUUGGGGAGGAGCAACAGAGACAUAAAUAUCGCGUCAGGAUGUGCGGUUGGUAAUAGAUCCGAAAACAUUGGGAGGCGUCUUGCAGGGCAACAAGACUUGGAAAGCAGAGAUGAAUGUGCAAAAAGAGAUAUACUCUUCAGCCCAUAUAUCAGUGAAAAAUUCUCCAAGAAAGGUUCAAAGAACGUAAGCAAGUCGGAAGAAAACUUGUUAACUCCAAAGUGUCAUGAUAAAGUAGUUUAUCGAAUGUCUUGGAAUAGUCCUGCUGUUACAGAUGCUCAGGAGAUCAGCAGCAAUGAGAGAAGUCUGACAGGACACUGGGAAGCUGGAGUUGGUUCUUCUGAAUCUGUCUUUGUAGCUGGAAAGUCAUCAACUGUGGAUCUGAAUUCACCUGAAACUACUGAAAAUAAACAAGACAACAGCUUAAAACUCUUCCUAUGUGAGGAAGAAAAUGUGGCUACAGAAACGUUACUGAAAGUUAAGGAAGCUUUUUCUGUAUCUGGAAACAAUCUGCAGGAUAUGAUAACUGAUACAAAGUCUUCCUUGUUAGAUGUUACAGAAGAAACAUUAAGUGAAACCCUGUGCCUUACAGGGUUUAGUCCGGAGGAAGAAAAGCUGACUGAAACAAGUUUAGCAAAUACAGAAUGCAGACAGUUGAUGGAGCAGGUUAAUCAAUCCUAUGCUGCUGAUAGACAAGAAUCAAGAGAAGAUGAAUCUAAAGUUUUGGAGAAGAGAUUCCAAAGUUGCAUUGAGAUUGAACUUCAGGUCCACAAACAAGACACAAAAUGUGUAAAAGAACUUACUGUCCCUCAAGGAACGGCAAGUGAAGACGAGUUGACUUUUCAGAACAGUUCCUUAAAAGAUGGCUUGAACAAAACAGAUUCCUCUGGGGAAAAAGAGGAAAUAAAAUUAACACCCACCGGAGUGGCUGAAAACUGUACUGUAAAAUGCUGUAAUUUAGAAGAAGCUACUGCUAAACCUUCUGGAGCAGUACAGCUUCCUAUUUCACAGCUACAUAAAUCAGGAAAUGAACUCAGCAACGAGUGCUUGCAGGUUGAAAAUUCAGAUAAAAUUUUAACUAAAACAGCAGCCGUUUCUGAUCAUGGAAAGGUUUCUGACCACAUACAGUGGUUCAACAAACUUUCAUUAAACGAUCCGAGUUCUGCAAGCAAAACGAAGCCGCCUCUCAAGUUUCAGCGUACCCCUGUGCGGCAGUCGGUGAGAAGAAUGAAUUCCUUAUUGGAGGCCAACAGGCCAGCUGCGAGCGGUCGGCUAGUCCAGCCCAGUGAUGUUGGCUCGCCUCUUGUGAAGUCUUUGAGCUAUGAUUCUGCACUGUCUUCCUGCACAGAACAGCCCUCCAAGAGUUGCCCAGGUUUGUCCCUCAGGAAUGAAGGUGCAAGUGACCAAGUUUCUACAUCCCAUAAGCAGCUAGACUUGACAUCCAAAUCAUGUUGCAGACAGUUAAAUCCACUAGAGAAGCCUGAUCUUUCUGUAAGAACUGAUGGAAUCUACAAACAGAAUAUAACUGUUAAUCUGUCCAAAUCUGUUUUAGAAGACGUGACCAAUCAUGAAGCAGUGAAGUCUAGCAUGAAAGUAAAUGCAGGUACAAAUAUUCCAGGUGCUGUGCCAGAAAAAUGCACCAUCACAAAAAACCCUCUGGGAAAAGAGAAGAUUCGUUAUAGAGGCUCUCCAAAGAAUCCAAUAUCUAAAGUGAAACUCCUACCAGCUAUGAAACCAGUGGACUUAUAGGAUUAAACAGGGGGCUAAGUGGCUAAUGAGAAUGGUUAAACUUCUUGUGUGUGUGUGUGAAUUCUUAUGUUCUUUUUUUUUAAUUACAAGUCAUGGGGUUGCACAAGUUGCAAUGUCUGUUCUAUGUUGAUUUUUUAAAGUUUUUUAUAGAUGCUUGUCUUUUUAAACGGAUAUGACUUUUACAGAUGUUAGCAUUCGCUAAGGAUCUGUUGGAUACCUUCUUAAACCUGCAUAUCCCCAAACCAAAUUUAAAUUUAAAUCUAAAUGCAGCAUUUAUACAAAAUAUCAUUAACUUUUUCCCCACAAAUCAACAGAUAUCUGAAAAUAGAUAUCUUAAUGCUGAGUAUAGCUGUGUUUAAACUUAUUCUGUGUUUUGUAAGUGUCUUUUAGCCCUACCUAGAUAUUUAAGUUAGACCUCAUACCAUCUCUACUACUUUUGAGACCAUGACUUUUAUUUUUUUAUUGGAGUAAGCUGGAAGCAUAUCCUUUUUGAGAGGAUAAACAAAUCAUAUUUUGCCAUGCAUGCGUUUUAGAAAUCCAUUACAACGUAUGGGACAAUAUGUAGCUGAAAUGCAGUGUAGUGAAAUAGAGAAAAGCAAGUCUUACAUUCCUCUGACAACUGACAUUCCUUAAUGUGUAUGAAGUGUCUUCAGUUGUCGGUAGUAAAAUGUUUUAUCUUGAUAUGAGAAGCUGGUCUUAACUUAUUUUUAGAGUAAUAGAAUAGUGCUAACUAGGUGGUGCAGGAAUGCAGAUUUUCAGAUGCUGAUUAUGUUGCUGGAGACAAAUGUAAAAAGCCAUACUGUGUUUAAAAGUUGAUUUGCACAAGCAAAUGUUUACAUC
This is a messenger RNA of Nothoprocta perdicaria, 3682 nucleotides long. It is a transcript of the gene ARHGAP11A, whose product is annotated as Rho GTPase activating protein 11A. Gene Ontology annotation, biological process: signal transduction. NCBI's taxonomy places the organism in Eukaryota, Metazoa, Chordata, Aves, Tinamiformes, Tinamidae. Bases 335 to 2842 code for a protein of 835 amino acids. The transcript is spliced from 10 exons. The record is from RefSeq and is a predicted model, not a curated record.